AUGUCUUUUCGUGAUGAUGAAGAAUUUUCAUCUCUGACCACAACUUCGGGAAGUGCCUACACCCAACCAUUAACAAUGAGAAAUCGACCAACAAAGUUGGCUUCUCCUAUUGAUGAAAAUCCAAUCUCCCAUUCAACAUCCUAUAGUUAUGGCAAUAGUAAAUAUUCUUCGUAUGGAGGAGGACAAUACAAACAAUCUGCUUCAUCAUCUAAACCAAAUCGAUGGAUUUUAGUGGCAAUUAUUGCUAUACCACUUAUAAUAUUGUUGAUUUUUUCAUUACAAUUUAGUAGAACGGAAACAUUUGAAUGGGAGAACGUUAAAGAGGAAAUACCUAAUCUUCCAACAGGUGAUGAUGUUUUUAAAAAGAGUAAAUUGGGUAUUAUUUCAUAUGUUGAAACAGUUUCACAGAUGGAUUGGAUUGAGAAGGAAUAUUUGGAUAAAUUAGAUAAAUUAAGAGAAAGUCAAAUUAUAGUGACGAUAUCAAUGUGUGAAGAUUUAAAAAAGGAUUUACACAUGUCAAAAUAUUCCAAUCCCGAACUUUAUGACGUGUUUAGAGUCUUUACAGCCAAGAAAUGCCAAGCUCCUGCAUUGAUUUCUAAUGGAUUAAAAUCGACAAGCAGAUUGGCAGAAUAUGUUUUGAUUUUGGAGCCAGGAUUUUCGAUAUUUGUUAAUCAAGAUAAUAAGAGAGUAGAUUAUUUAUUGAAAGAAACAUCAGAUAGAAAAUCAUUGUUUGGUGAGCAUGUUGACUAUGGUCUUUUGGCAUUCAAUGUAAUGAACUCUGAAAAGAAUACUCCAUACUUUACCAAUGUUGAAAAUGUUCUUUCUAAAUCCUCGAGGACAAUUAACAGGAAAUUACAAACCAAGUGGGUAUCUUCCAGCAAAUUAGAACCUUUAACUGAGAAGGAAGUGCCUGAAUUAUUGUGGUUUGUGUUUGCUACUUCCUCUCCUGAAGAUAAUCAAUUCAAGGUGAAAAAUUCCAAAAUUAUUGAACUUGUCAGAGAUGAAUUAGAAAAGAAAUCUUUAGAGUCAAGCUAUCAAAGCAGCUUUUCCAUUGUAGAUAUAAGAAGAAUGAUAACCAAGUCUUUCAUCUCAAACAUAUUGGAAUCCUAUAACAAUGUUAAGGAUGAAAUCCCAUCACCUCCAAUUUAUUUUGUUCCCUCACCUUACUCCAUUGAAUGGACACCUUCUCACGAUUUUGAAAAACGUUCAACAGAAUUGCUUGAAAACGGUCUUACAUUUGCUACCUACUGCACUAUUUCUCAGAUACCUCUUAUUAACGAUUUUAUCAAGAGACUCUCUGAAGGUGAUAACUUGGUAGUUUCCAUAGCUUCUAAAUCACAAAGUGACUGUUCCUCAGAAAAGUUAACUCAACUUGUUGUAUCCUCUAAGAAAGUCAAAUUUGAUUACAAGUGUAUUGUGAUUCCAACUUUCGAUGAACACAAACUUCCUAUUAAUUUGCUAAGAAAUGAAGCAAUUCUUAUGACAAGAACCAAAUGGAUUGCUCUAGUAGAUGCCAGUAGCGUCAUUUCCAAGUAUUUGAACAGAGACUUUUUGAAAUUAUUCGUACAUGACAAAUCCUCCAAGCCACUCGACAAGUUGGAACCAAUCUCCGCCAAAAUUGAGACCAGAUUAUGGAAAUCUCCACAAAAUUUAAUGGAAUCGUAUCCUUCCCUCUCUCAAUAUUUAGAAAAGGAAAAGAUUGUAUUUGUUGUCCCAUCUUUCAUUAGUCAAUCAGAUGAUGAAAAUACUGACAUUCCACAAGAAUUUACCACUCUGAAAAAGUCCCUAUUCAAAAGUAAUGAAUACGCUCCAGUUGAUUCAGACAAUGCAUUUAUUGACACUGCAAGAUAUGUCAGUGUUUCUUCACAAGGUCAAAAAGCCUAUCAAAUCAAAGCAAGUUAUCCAUUCGAGCCAGUAAUAAUUGGCCAAGUAUCUCACUUGCCUCUCUACACACAAGAUAGUACCAACGAUAAGAUUAUUUACCACGCCAAUUUGAUUCUACAAAAAUUCCAAUACUUUGUCUUGCCAAGACAUUUCAUAAUUCAACAAGUUCCAAAAACAUCAAGAAAAAGACAAAGAAGAUUGGACGUUAUUCUCAAAAAGCUUUCUCUUCACUAUCCACAACAAUUAAUAUCCUCCUACAGAAAGGAAGCCAAAUCGAUCUAUUAACCCUCAAUAAAACCUUCUAAGGUACCUCCGAAUUAUCUUUG
Messenger RNA from Naegleria gruberi, 2210 nucleotides. RefSeq lists its product as uncharacterized. Bases 1 to 2169 code for a protein of 722 amino acids. Lineage: Eukaryota; Heterolobosea; Eutetramitea; Acrasida; Naegleriidae. The transcript has a single exon. The record is from RefSeq and is a predicted model, not a curated record. Gene Ontology annotation, biological process: protein O-linked glycosylation via mannose. Gene Ontology annotation, molecular function: xylosyltransferase activity; glucuronosyltransferase activity.